CUUUGUCAGCCUAGAUGGGCCGUAAUUUGAUUGUUCCAGCCACUAAUCCAUCCCCAUAGAUUGCUCCACAGUAAGCGUGGCUACGGCGGAUGUCUCGCCGAACCUCCAUGACAGGGCGGAAUAUUUACAUCGCCCAAACUGCAGCAAUUGCUUCUGUCACCUUCAACCCUCUUUCUCUAUCUCUGGUAUUGGGUACAUUGGCUGCACCUGCACGCUGAAUAUCUAUCUCUCAAAGUUUAAAGCGCGUGGUAGCCGGCCCUACGUUUGACAGCAUAUUCUCAGGUUAUACCAAGGAUUGUGUCAACUCCUUUUACAAAAGGCCGCCGCUCGCUCAACUGCAGCUGAAAUACUGAGCAUACCACAGCUCGAAGUUUCAAGCAAGUAUGCAGAACGCUACGAGCAGCCAAGUAGUGCAGGGCGUAUCGGCUGUGCUUGCCGUUGCUGGUCUGUUGUGCUACUUCAGAGACGGGGAUUCAACCUCAUCGAAUCUGACACCAAAGGAAAUUGAAGAGCAAAUUGGGAGCUGGUUUUCAAGCAGGAACGGAUGGACGCUAUUCAGCGCGCCGGCGCUACCUCUCGGGCCCGCAAUCAGUAUACAGCAGGCUGAGAAAUUCUGCGGUGCCAAUAACCUCCGUCUCACGCGGCACCCUCACGACGGGAUGGGAACAAACGGAUGGGCCACACUCCUAAGCUUUAUCCGACCCGAUGUUUCCCUCUCUACCUCAACUACCACCAAAGGCACCACUGGCUUUGACCCCGUGACCGCCUGGUCGGACGUCCCCCUUGUCCCCCUCUCCCUCCAAGACGGCAAGCUCUGCGUCCCCAUCUCGCGCGCAACGCUCAUGACGCUGUUCGCACUCACCAACGCACGCUGUAUCUUUACCUACUCCGACGCCGCCGGCCAUCGCGCUGCCUAUCCCUCCUACGCGGGUCAGUGGGCUGUCACCUGGCCUAUCCGCGAGCAGUGCAUCGUAACUUUUGCGGCGCAUGACGGAAUGAACGCUAUGAAAGACGUUUAUCCGCCGUCGUUCCCAUUGCGUGCUGGGAAGUGCGUCGAGAUGCUGGCGGGGAUCGUGGACGAUGGUAUGGGGUGGAAAGCCGCAUUUCCUGGCAGGGCGAAGAAGCACGGCCCAUGGGUAUUGCAGGAGAGGAAGAAGGGGUUUCCGGGGGCGCAUGGGAGCCGACACUUGUAUAAUAUGGCGGGUGGGAAGUCGGCGGAGGUAGAUUUCUUGGCUCUUGCACCGGCUGGAGAUCUGAGUGCCAGCAAGGAAGACACAAAGCUCGAUGUGCAGUGUUCGGCGCCGGACAUCGAGACGGCAAGUAUAAUCGUCAAGAAACAUGAGCAGGAGCUCUUGAGGCGGGCACUGGAUUGUCUGCCUUGGACGCAUCUGUCUUGGUCGAUGCAUCGCGGUAUGAGGGAUAUUCUACUUGCCUAUGGGUCUGAGGUCAUGAAUAGCUAUCGCGAGGAGUUGGCAGGUCUGAUUGGGGACAUUGUGAGAGACAAGAAGAGUGCCUUGGUCGAAGCUGGAUGGUCUCCUGAGUUUCUACGGACGUCCAUGGCAGAAAUGGCUUCGUCAUCUGUUAUGUUUGGACGGGGAAACAGUGGAGAUCUAGUGCGGAUCGUGGCUGGUCUCGUGGAUAUCCUCGUUGAAAAUUCCGAAGGCUGCGAAUCCAUUAACAAAGAUCAAACAUCUUUCUGGAGAAGCUCUGAGAGGCCGGCGAAGUUAGAUUUAGAUGGAAUAGUGGCGCUGACGAAGUUUUUCGUCUUGGAGUGGUCGCAGGAGCUGAAUUACCAGCUCUAUCACCAGUUACCCGCUACCGUGUAUUUAUCAUAAAGAGGGGCGCUAUUAUGAGCACUCCUAUGGCUGUGUCGAUUUAACACUUCCAAACCAAGCCUGCUGUGAUGAACGAUCCCAUAACUGCUAAUUCCGUUCCAUUACGUGCCUAGCUUGCCACCCAUUUAUCCACGGCGUCCACCAUGUCGCAAUCGGAUGAGGUUCACAGCUACGGCCGCAAGGCAGACAGUGAGGUACGUUGCAGCCGAGAUGCCCUUUCUAUGUUCACAUUUUAGGCUAUGUAUAGCUGACCAAGGCGAGCAAAUUCAAGGAG
Pseudogymnoascus verrucosus is the source of this 2109-nucleotide messenger RNA. RefSeq lists its product as uncharacterized. The coding region runs from base 384 to 1835 and encodes 483 amino acids. NCBI's taxonomy places the organism in Eukaryota, Fungi, Ascomycota, Leotiomycetes, Thelebolales, Thelebolaceae. The record is from RefSeq and is a predicted model, not a curated record. The transcript has a single exon.